UGCAUCCUCUCUGUUGUAGUAAAUUCCUGGUGUUUUCCCCUGUGCUCUUAGUUGUUUUUCAGUUUAGACUUUUUUGAGAUUCCUCUGUCUGUUGUUCAUUUAUCAUUAAAAGGACACUUUUUGUUUAAACUCUGCUUCUGGGUCCACCUGCUUAACCAAACCUGACAACUAAUGUGUCUGUGUAAUCCUGGAUUACAGAGACAACCACUCUGCAUCAAUCAAGAGUGGUGCAGAGGAGUAAAGAAUGUGGGCUAGCUAGCAAACAGCCACACUGUGCGCUGUGAGUCAUGAAAAAGGUUAAGUGACUGUAGGGAAGUACCAUCAGGAAAGGGCUGGGGGUCUGUCUCCUCCUCCAUACAGACAAGAGGAAGGAGCGGUGAGAUCUGUGUUAUAAAUACUGGCUUUGAGACAGCAGACAGCAGUGUGUACACAGGACAUUCCCUCAGAUUUUAGGAAAACAACCUGACUCAGUCCUCACAACCACAGACAUAAUGGCAGAUGAAAGCUUUCAGAAGGAGUUCCUGGAGACUCACAAUGCCUACAGGGCGAAGCAUGGUGCGCCGCCACUGACGCUCAGCAGCGACCUGAAUGAUUCAUCUCAGAAAUGGGCCGAUCACUUGGUGGAGCUCGGUGCCCAAAAAACACAGCGGUUCUGCAGAGAACAUCUACAAAAAAAUUGGCUCCACGGCCGUGACAGGGAAAGAAGUUGUGGAUUUCUGGUACAGUGAGAUCAAAGACUACAACUGGAGCAGUCCUGGGUCAGACUGGAAAACUGUAGGGCAUUUUACUCAGGUGGUUUGGAAAGACACCAUUAAACUGGGCGUGGGUGUAGCCUCUGUUGGUACCAAUGUCUAUGUGGUCGCCCAAUAUUCUCCACCUGGCAACAUGAAGGGAAACUACGAGAAAAACGUCCUUGAGAAAGAUGCGGGGAGCAGGACGGCCUGAUCGGAGCAAAGGACGUGACCUGCUGGAUUUCAGUCAUCAGGUAAAUACAUGCACUCUGAAGGUCAUCAUUAUAUGUGCAGUAUUUGACCAUGAAAUACCUGACAAGGCUGAAAAAUAUUUGCCUGGCCACUCAUGAACCAUGUCAGUGGCUGACAUACAGCGCCCCCUGUGGCUGUCGGUGCUCACAGACAAGGUUCUAACCCACAUAGAAAAAUAGUUUUGGCUCAAAUUUGACCGCACUGUGAUCUGGCCACACCUUGCCAAGAGCACAAAAAAAAAGCCCCAUUGUUUUUUUUGAUAUUUGGGACACAUUUGCUAUUUUACAAGUUGGCCACUUUAGGCCCACAUUUGUUUUGUCCAGACCACAAGAAGGUCAGAUGUAACGCAUCUUUGUCUGAAGAAGCCCACACAUUAAUGCUAUUUUAGAAUGUAUCUGUUUCGACUCCAACUCACUGAUAACACUUUCUUCAUCAA
This is a messenger RNA of Hippoglossus stenolepis (Pacific halibut), 1419 nucleotides long. RefSeq names its product Golgi-associated plant pathogenesis-related protein 1-like. The transcript is spliced from 6 exons. Gene Ontology annotation, cellular component: extracellular region. The coding region runs from base 589 to 945 and encodes 118 amino acids. The record is from RefSeq and is a predicted model, not a curated record. Lineage: Eukaryota; Metazoa; Chordata; Actinopteri; Pleuronectiformes; Pleuronectidae.